UUGAAUGGGUGUGUGAUUGUUCCGGCGGCUCAUUCUCGCGAGGUGAGCAGCCUAAAUCUAAGUCUGUCCCGUUGCCCAGUAGCUGUGGAGUCCUCUCUUCCGCCUGGUUAUUACUCAAUGUAUGCUUUCUUCAGUCCUGUUCAUCAUAAGGGGGACGAAAGUAGACGGGGAUGCGCCGAACGACAUCUCAAAGAGGAGGAAACAUGUAAGCAGGCAUUUGGAACAGCACCUGAUACUCUAAAGAAGGGACCGCUUCCCCCAUUCACCCCGCACUUUUUGUUUUAAUUUAAAUUCAGUCUUCUGUUUUUUGUGCUCCUGGUUGAUUUCGGUGUUGGACGUAAUCAUCGACACAAAUUUGCAAAAAUGAGCGAGGAAAUAUCGGAUGUUCCCAAAGAGCUGCUUGAGAGUGUGAAGGAUGCGGUGGGCAGGAAGGUCAGGCUGUCUGUGAAGAAGAAAGUCAAGCUGGAGGUCAAAGGGGACAAAGUGGAGAACCGAGUGCUGGCUCUCGCGUCCCAUCGGGCCUACCUGCUGACGGCUCGGAUCCCCACCAAGGUUGAACAGACCUUCAAUUAUUUGGAAAUCCAAGGAAUCACAUGUAACAAGCCUAAUCAGCUGGUGGUGGACUACGAACGAGGCCUGGUGUCGCUGAAGCUGGCGUCCCCCAAGGAUGUUGAUGAGGUGGUGGCCCACAUAGGGAGCUCCCUGCAGAUGAUAUGUCCCGGUUUGUCCCCCGUAAAAUUGAUGAAGAAGCUUGUGAUAGAACCCCUGGAGCGGAUGUCCAACCUGCAGGCGCUGUGGGAGAACCAGAGUGUGGCAGAACCAGGCCCUUGUGGUGGUUUCUCCCAGAUAUACAAGUGUGUGUGUGACUGGCUGGGGCUGCCCUACAGAGAGGAGGUGCAAUGGGACGUGGACACGAUUUAUUUAACCCAGGACACUCGGGAGCUGAACCUUCAGGAUUUUAGUCACCUGGAAAAUAGGGAUUUGGUGGCUAUUAUAGCAGUUCUGGAGUACAGUCAGUGGUUCACAAAGCUCUCCACAAAGGAUUACAAACUGUCCACAGAUGUCAGCGAUCAGAUCCUGAGAGUCGUGACCCGGUCCAGUCGCCUGGAGGAGCUGGUUCUGGAAAACGCUGGACUCAAAACCGAUUUUGCACAGAAGCUCACCAACGCCCUCACCCAUAACCCAGCCUCAGGACUUCACACCAUCAACCUUGCCAACAACCCGCUCGAAGACAGAGGGGUUGCCUGUCUGAGCGCUGCUUUUGCCAAACUCCGGAAAGGGCUCAAGCAUUUGAACUUUUCAAAAACCUCAUUAUCUCCCAAAGGGGUGAACAGCCUUGCUCAGUCACUGUGUGCCAAUCAGGCUAUCGCCAGUACCCUCACGCACCUCGACCUCUCAGGGAACAUUCUCCGAGGAGACGACCUCCCGAACCUUUACCAGUUCCUGGGGCAGCCCAACAGCCUGACAACCCUUGACCUGUCCAGCACAGACUGCUCCCUAGACCAGGUGUGUUCAGCGCUUCUGCGCGGAUCCGUCCAGCACCUUUCUGUUCUCAAUGUCUCAAAGAGCGUCUUUGCCCACAGGAAAGGGAAAGAUGUCCCUCCCGCAUUCAAGCAUUUCUUCAGCACCACCAUGGCACUGAGAAGCAUCAACUUGUCGGGGACCAAGCUGCCCCCCGAGGCCUUGAAAGCGCUUUUACUUGGACUUGCCAGCAACCCCAACUUAAAGGAAGUCACUUUGGACCUCAGCUGCUGUGAGCUUGGCCACUGUUUGAGGUCCGGAGGCUCGCAGGUGCUGGAGGGAUGCAUAGCUGAGAUUGCCAACAUUUCCAGCCUGGACAUUUCUGACAACGGUCUGGACUCUGACCUGACCACUUUACUGGUGUGGCUGUCCAAAAAUCGAUCCAUCCGGCAUCUCUCCCUGGGGAAGAACUUCAACAAUAUCAAAUCAAAAAACCUGGCUCCUGUCCUGGACAACCUUGUGCACAUGAUACAAGAUGAGGAAUCACCUUUGACGUCCCUCUCGCUGGCGGACUCCAAGCUGAAGAGCGACCUGACCAUCGUCCUGAAUGCACUGGGCAGCAACACCUCCCUGACCAGAGUGGACAUCAGCGGGAACGGCAUGGGGGACAUGGGGGCCAAGAUGCUGGCCAAAGCGCUGCAGAUCAACACCAAGCUCAGGACGGUCAUUUGGGACAAGAACAACGUCAGCCCUCAAGGCCUGCAGGAUGUCGCCGCAGGGCUGGAGAAAAACUUCACCAUCCGCUUCAUGCCGAUCCCCAUCAUUGACGUCUCGCAGGCCCUCAAGGCCAGCCCGGAGAAGACGGAGGACGCACUGCUGAAGAUCGAGAACUACCUGUUACGGAAUCACGAGACCCGCAAAUACCUCCAAGAGCAGGCUUACAGACUUCAGCAGGGCAUCGUCACAACAACCACGCAGCAGAUGAUCGACAGGAUCUGUGUCAAAGUCCAGGACCACCUCAACUCUCUGCGCUACUCGGAGACCGACGCCAUCUUAGAGGAUGUGAAGAUGGCUGAGAACUUCAUGAAGGAUGCCAGGAACUCCAAAACGCUCCUGCCAAACCUCUACCACCUGGGUACUGCGUCCCGAGACGAGGUCAGCGGUGCAUCCGCUGGCCCCAUCCAGGAGAAGCUGGAGUCUGUGGCAGGGGAGGUCACCAGAGUGAUUGACGAACAGCUUCAGAGUCUCCUGGAAUCCAUGGUGGACACGGCGGAGGGCCUCUGCCCCCAUGUGAUGAAGAGGGCCAACUUGCGUUCGGACCUAAUCAAGGCCAGCACGGGCAAGAUGGUCAUCCCCCGCAGCUUCGUCCAGGACACACUCCUGCAGCAGUCUGGCAUCGACAUUGUCAACAAAAUCAGCGAAGUGAAGCUUGGUCUGGCAUCCUUUCUCUCUGACCGCAUUGUGGAUGAGAUUCUGGAGGCGCUGUCAAGCUCUCAGCACGUGCUGGCGGAGCACCUGGCCAGAAAGGGGCGGCCCCUGCUGCAGCAGGAGUCCCUGGAGACGGAGGAAAGGGCGCCCAAGCGGGCUGUACUGGACCUGGAGGUGGAGCGGCUUGACGACCUGGAGACCUGCAUGACUCUGUGCUGCACCAGCAUGACGCCCAAGUCCAAGAGGAAGAGCAUUCACAGCAGAAUGCUGCGGCCUGUGUCCCGAGCCUUCGAAAUGGAAUUUGACCUGGACAAGGCUCUGGAGGAUGUGCCCAUCCAUGUGGAGGACACGCCCACUCCUCCCAGGCUGGAGAAGAAGAGCUCCGGGGGGAUGGGCGAGCUGCCAUCGGAGGAGGGGAAGAAGCUGCAGCACUACACCAAGCUGAGGCCCAAGAGGAACAAGAAGAUGCACUCCAGCAAGGUCUCGCACAUAAGCAGCACUCCCCCACAGGAAGGGGAGCAGAAUGGCCUCAUGGGAAGGGUUGAUGAGGGAGUAGAUGAAUUCUUCUCCAAGAAAGUGACCAAGCUGGAGACCAAACGGUCCUCCUUGAAGAGCUCCGAUUCCCAGGAUGGGGAGAAGAAGCGUGACUCCCGGAAGGGUGGCUUUCUCAACCUCAUCAAGUCCCGCUCCUCUAAAUCUGACAAGAACCAGGCUGCUGCCACCCCUGCUGUCGCCCCAGUGCCUGUCACUGUGGGGACUGAGGAGCCCUCCUCACCCAAGGUUAGGAGUCCCGCCCCUGACCCAGCCAAAAACAAAGAGACUAGGGUCCCGCCGGCAGACUACAGCAGCAGCUCGGACCGCUCAGAAGAACUGAAGACCCCUGACUCCAUGGACGAGAAUUCAGAGGGAGAUGGCAGGGGCAGCCCCCAGGGGGGACGUCGCUAUGGUGUCCAGGUGAUGGGCAGCGGCCUUCUAGCAGAGAUGAAGGCCAAGCAGGAGAAGAGGGCAGCUGGUGCCCAGAAGACACAGGACUCCUCAUCCAGUCCAGACAGGCCAGAUGGAGGUGGGCCAGCAGCGAAGGGGCAUCCACCUCCUCUGGAGAACCGGUCGCCAGGGUUGACCAAAGCAGAGGGGCCGGUGAGCUCCCCAGAGAGGACGCUGUGGAGUGACAGCAAGCCAGAGCCCACCCCCAGGAGCCGCGUCACACCCCCUAGCCCCUCCCCUGCCAGCCCCAAACCGCCCCUGCAGGGGGCUAAGCCCGCCCUGGCUGCCCGCCCCGCAAUCCCACAGAAGCCCCGCACCAGCAGCAGCCGGAGCAUAGACGAAGGCUCGGACUUACCAGGUGGGAACGUCUCCCCGAAGGCCCCCCUUCUGUCACACCCACUGAAGAGGGCAGCGUCUGAGAAGGAGGGGCCGGGCAGCCCACUGCCGGGCGGAGCCAUGGGCCGGUUACCUGCUCAGGAAGUGAGGUCAGCCUCCGUGACGGACCCUGCUCAGCGGCCCAGCCCCAACCGCAAAAACUCGGAGGACAACAGCUUCAAGGCCAAGAACAGAUCGCCGAACAAAGACAAGGACAAGGAAAAGAGCAUCGGAGGGGGGAAGUCCACCGACUCUGGGGAGGAUACAGACAAAGACUUUAUUUUUAUAUGAGUUGAAGAAAUAAUAAUAAUUUGUUAUUAAAAAUAAUAACUGUUAAAUGGGACCGCAACACCCUGUGUCCAGUUCAGUCUCAGAUCAGAAAUCAGAAAAUGGCGUACGCUUCUGUCUUCUGUAGUUUAUCCAGGACCAAACAAAGAAAGCAAUAUGUGUGUGUUUUUCAUAGGUGGCCAGGGGAAGUAACUAUGACAUGUUAUACAAUGAGAUCACUGUGCUGCACCCCAUGGACUCCAGUAAUUUACUCAUGAAACGAGGCUGAAGUACUGUUAUAGUGUGAACAUCGUAUUAUGUCACUGUCUCAAUACCUUUCCCUUCGCAAAAGACGACUUCCAGUUCAGCGUUCAAAAUUUAAGACGGUUUGGCCGUCAUGCACCGUGCUUUGUGUUGAUGAAACAACCUGGUGCAGUGACAAGCAAAUGCAAAACAUUGAUGGUACUUCUCCGAUUGGUCAUUUUGGCGAACUGAUACGCAUAUAGAGGUCCACGUUCACAAUGUUUUGGUCUGAGUCAGCUCUUUGUUUGCCCCGGAUUUACCACAUA
Molecule: messenger RNA, 5084 nt
Organism: Megalops cyprinoides (Indo-Pacific tarpon)
Lineage: Eukaryota; Metazoa; Chordata; Actinopteri; Elopiformes; Megalopidae
Product: F-actin-uncapping protein LRRC16A-like
Exons: 39
Coding region: 364-4539 (1391 amino acids)
Biological process (GO): regulation of Arp2/3 complex-mediated actin nucleation; cell migration
Cellular component (GO): plasma membrane; lamellipodium
Molecular function (GO): protein binding
Source: RefSeq, a predicted model, not a curated record